GAAAAAGUGACGAGGAAUGACCGAGUUGAUAGAAAUGAGAGGUCGGUGAAGGAGAAAACUGAAAAACACACAAGGGUUGAAAAAGUGGAUAAAGUGGAUCCACCUGCUCCUAAAGUUGCACUGAAACCCAAGCAGAAGCCCACAAAAGUGAAGGCUGAACCACCACCGAAGAAAAGGAAAAAAUGGCUAAAAGAGGUGGUAUCGUCCUCUGAUUCAGACUCCUCCCCUGACCAGCAGAGCGAAGAAGAACGUGUUCCUGUGUGGGCCGGGUAUUGAACACAAGAGCAAUGAAGGAGAUGUACCGCAGUUAUAUAGAAAUGCUGGUCAGCACUGCAUUGGACCCAGAUAUGAUUCAGGCAUUGGAAGAUACUAGUGAUGAACUUUACCUCCCACCCAUGAGAAAAAUUGAUGGCAUUGUGAAUGAACAUAAGAAGAAAGUCUUGAAGAAGUUUUCACUGAGUUCAUCUGUUCAGGAGGCACUUCACACAUUUCCACAGCUAAUUACUGAACCAGGGUCUACUGUGAGGAUGAAACCUGGAGGGGAGCCUUACAAUCGAAAAACACUCAACAAGCUAAAAAAGAAUGUAGCCAAACCACAGGAAUUCAAGGUGGAUGCUGAGAAGUCACUUUAUUACUCCUUGUACCAUUCCUUGCAUCACUACAAGUAUCACACCUUCCUACGUUGCAAGCAAGAGACCAACGCAAUAGAAGAGCAGAAUGAUGAUUUGGGGCAAGAAGAGGUUGUUCAGCAGUGCAUGAGGAACCAGCCUUGGCUCGAAAAAACUCUUCGACUCCUUCAUUGACCUACUCACGCAAGCACAGAAUAAGUGCGCGUGA
Staurois parvus is the source of this 837-nucleotide messenger RNA. The record is from the annotation of a GenBank genome assembly. NCBI's taxonomy places the organism in Eukaryota, Metazoa, Chordata, Amphibia, Anura, Ranidae.